AUGACAAACUCCAAAAAGCUCAGCAUACUGGAGGGACAGGUAAUUGGACCAGAAUCUAUGGUAGUUGAUGAUGAAGCCAUUUAUGUAUCUGUAAAUGACGCAAAAGUGCUGAAAAUCGUGGAUGGAAAGGUUCGGGCCACUGCGGUGUACUCGAAGAAUCCGAUUUUUCCGCCGAAUAUGACAAGAUUCGAGGCUGAAGCGAUUUGUGGAAGACCCCUUGGAAUUAGGAAGCUUGUGGAGGGAACUAAGAAGUUUGUACUUGUGGAUGCGUAUUUGGGAGUUUUCAUUAUCGAUUUUUCCGAUGAAUUGAGACCAAAAUCAACACAAAUCCUGGACGCUUCCAAGCCAAUCGACGGAUUCAGGCCCAACUUCCUCAACGACCUGGACGUAAUCUCAGAGGACGAGCUCAUCAUCACACACAGCUCAAUCCGACAUGACUGCCGACACUUCUUCAAUCUAGUGCUGGAACAUCAGGGAGACGGUCGCAUUUUGCAUCUGAAAAUCUCGACUGGAACCGUAAAAGUGUUGGCUAAAAAUCUGUACUUUCCCAAUGGAAUCCAGCUGACCCCCGACAAGAAAUCGGCGAUUUUCGCCGAAUGUUCGAUGGCUCGGAUCAAGAAAUUGGAUCUGGAAACUGGAAAAAUCGAUAUUUUCUGCGAAAACUUGCCCGGGCUGCCGGAUAACAUCCGGGGAACUCCACGUGGCACAUUUUGGGUCGGGUUGGCGGCGACUCGCUCGAAAAAUUAUCCGUCUUUGUUGGAUCGGUUGGGAAAUUGGCCAGGAGUCCGUCAAUUCUUUGUCGACAUUGUCCCGGCGGCCCAUUGGAUGAAAAUUCUCGUCUUUUCGAAACAUCCUCACUCGAUAAUUGUUGAGUUGGACUCCAACGGGAAAAUUAUCAGAAGCCUGCAUGACGUCACUGGAAAACAUGUUAGUGACGUGUCACAGGUCACAGAACACAAUGGAUUCUUGUAUUUGGGCAGUUUUGCAGACACUUAUAUUGCUAAAGUUGAACUUUGA
Molecule: messenger RNA, 1017 nt
Organism: Caenorhabditis elegans
Lineage: Eukaryota; Metazoa; Nematoda; Chromadorea; Rhabditida; Rhabditidae
Gene: C08E8.2
Product: Strictosidine synthase conserved region domain-containing protein
Exons: 3
Coding region: 1-1017 (338 amino acids)
Source: RefSeq, marked reviewed